Messenger RNA from Lampris incognitus (smalleye Pacific opah), 826 nucleotides. Its product is annotated as glutaminase kidney isoform, mitochondrial-like. The transcript is spliced from 7 exons. The coding region runs from base 1 to 654 and encodes 217 amino acids. Gene Ontology annotation, molecular function: glutaminase activity; protein binding. The record is from RefSeq and is a predicted model, not a curated record. NCBI's taxonomy places the organism in Eukaryota, Metazoa, Chordata, Actinopteri, Lampriformes, Lampridae. Gene Ontology annotation, biological process: L-glutamine catabolic process.
AUGAAUUUUAUGAACAAACUAGCCGGAAACGAGUAUGUGGGCUUCAGCAACGCACGUAACUUCCAGUCGGAGCGCGAGUCUGGAGAUAGAAACUUCGCCAUCGGUUACUACCUGAAGGAGAAGAAGUGCUUCCCUGAGGGAACGGACAUGACCUCCAUCCUGGACUUUUACUUCCAGCUUUGUUCCAUCGAGGUGACCUGUGAGAGCGCCAGCGUCAUGGCAGCGACUCUGGCCAACGGAGGAUUCUGUCCAAUCACAGGGGAGCGUGUGCUGAGCCCCGAGGCUGUACGCAACACGCUCAGUCUCAUGCACUCCUGCGGCAUGUAUGACUUCUCCGGCCAGUUUGCCUUCCACGUCAGUAUCUCGUUUGCGCUGUCGUCCAUGGAUAUGGAGCAGAGGGACUAUGACUCCAGGACCGCUCUGCAUGUGGCUGCUGCUGAAGGGCAUGCCGAGGUGGUGCGCUUCCUGCUGGAGGCUUGUAAAGUCAACCCAGUUCCCGGAGAUAGGUGGGGAAACACGCCGAUGGAUGAGGCAAUCCACUUUGGCCACCAUGACGUGGUGACCAUCCUCCGCGACUACCACAACCAGUACAGCCCCCAGGAUACCAGCUCGGACAAGGAGACCGCAGAGAAGAACCUGGAUGGUAUGCUGUGAACCGAAUCUUCAAACACCUCCCCUCAACAAAACCAGGGUGGUAUGCUCCGAACCGAAUCUUCAAACACCUCCCCUCAACAAAGCCAGGGUGGUAUGCUCCGAACCGAAUCUUCAAACUUCUCCCCUCAACAAAGCCAGGAUGGUAUAUUCUGAGAGGAAUCCAUCAACAAAA